This is a messenger RNA of Penicillium coprophilum, 1182 nucleotides long. Its product is annotated as FAD-binding oxidoreductase. The coding region runs from base 1 to 1182 and encodes 393 amino acids. NCBI's taxonomy places the organism in Eukaryota, Fungi, Ascomycota, Eurotiomycetes, Eurotiales, Aspergillaceae. The transcript has 5 exons. Gene Ontology annotation, molecular function: FAD binding. The record is from RefSeq and is a predicted model, not a curated record.
AUGAAACUAGAACAAGACUCAAAGGAACAAGCGAGUUUCCACUCGAGUGAAGAAGACUGCGGCGGCGGCCUGAAGGCUCUAUUGACGUGGCUCGCCGCUGCUUCUGCUAUACAUGAUCCAUGCAAGAUCCUCGAGUCCAAGAUUCCAGGGCGCGUCUCAUACCCCGGUACAACAUCAUACAAUGCCUCCCUAUCAUCCUACUAUAGCGGCCAGGAGCGCGCCUUGAGUCCCGAUUGUAUCUUCAGGCCUACCAAUACUUCUGAAGUAUCCCAGUUCGUCAGGUUAGUGACUUCAGACGAUUACAAGACCAAUUUCGCCUUUAGGGGUGGUGGACACACCCUCUGGCCUGGCGCGGCAAACAUUGACUCUAGCAUCACCAUCGACAUGCGCGCCAUCAACCAAGUAGAUUUGAGUGAGGAUCACAGAAUUGCCCGCAUUGGAGGUGGCGCUGUAUGGGACCACGCUUACGAGCAGCUUGUGCCAUAUAACUUGACUGUUAUGGGAGGCCGGAUUCCCGGGAUCGGAGUUGGUGGCUUCGCCAGUGGAGGUGGAAUUACCUUUCACUCACGCGAGCACGGUUUUAGCUGCGACAAUGUCUACGGUUACGAAGUUGUUCUCGGAAGUGGGGAAGUCAUUUAUGUCGACGAAGGCUCUAACUCCGACCUUUGGGUUGCUUUGAAAGGCGGCUCCAACAACUUUGGCAUUAUCACACGCUUUGAUGUAGCUACGAUUGCUCAGGGCAAGAUGUGGUACAGCCUCCUGAGGUACAAUUAUACAAACGCCACGUUGUGGGCUCACGCCAAAGCCUUCAGCGACUUUAUGAAGCCAAAAAAUUUCGACAGCGCCGCUAUGAUCGGAGUCUUCCUGGUCUAUACAGGUGGUGUGGCGGAGCUCAACACCGUUGACAACGUCGUGGAGCUGUUUGGACAGAACAUGCCAUCUAACGAGCAAGGUGCCUUCCAACUCACCUUUUCGUUCCAUAACCCAGAUCCCAAUGUCUACAUGGAGCUUUUCAAGAUCUGGCAGAAGGUUUUGAGCAAAAUCGCAAAUGUGGACAGCAUAUUCGUCGAGUUCUUGGUUCAGCUUCAUCUCGUCACUAACGGCACUAACAUGUUCGGCCUGACGCCUGGAAGGACAGACGACGUUAUGAUCGACAUGACUGCUGGCUACCAAAUAAAGUAG